This is a messenger RNA of Paramecium tetraurelia, 1680 nucleotides long. RefSeq lists its product as uncharacterized. The transcript has 10 exons. NCBI's taxonomy places the organism in Eukaryota, Ciliophora, Oligohymenophorea, Peniculida, Parameciidae. The record is from RefSeq and is a predicted model, not a curated record.
AUGUCAUCCCAAAAUAAAUUAGUAACCCAAGAAAUAGAAGGGAUUAUUUGGAAUUAUAGUCUGAAUCCACCAGAAUAACUUAAAUGUAAAUUUCAAAUUAGAUGGACUCAGGAUUAGAAGGUUUAGUACAUAUUGGAUGGAUGCAUUUUGCGAAUUGAUUCAAUUUACAACACAUCAAAGAAAGCUGAAGUUCUAACAAAUUUAGAAUAAAUUAAACAUUUAAGAUGGAUUGGAUAAUAUGGGUAAAAUAACUUAAAGGUUGGUAAAUGGUUGGCUACUUGGAAAGGAGAAACUUUAAAGGAUGUUGGAGGAGAGUACUUGAAUGAUGAAAAAAAAUAAGGAAUAUGGAAAGAUAUUGUUUAGAAUUAUUAGACCAAUUCAUAAGCAUAUAUAGUUGGGAGAUAUGAAAAUGGCUUGAAAUUAGGAAAAUGGUAGUAUAUUUAUAAUGAUAAAGAGAUUGGUGGUGGAAAUUAUAAUUAAUAAGGUGUCUAGGUUGGUUUAUGGUAAGAGUUAAGUGAUGGAUUUUGGGAUUAAAAGUAGGUCACUCAUAAUGGUGAAUAUCGAAUUGGGAAGAAAGUUGGUAGAUGGAACAUUAAGUAUGAACGAUAAAUUAUUGGUGGUGGAUCAUAUAAUGUAGAAAGCAAUCAAAAGUGUGGAAAGUGGAUUGAGUUGAGCGAGAAUUUCAGUGAAGAUUCAAAAGUCAUUUAUGAAGGGUAGUAUUAAAAAGACAAAAAAAUUGGUUUGUGGGAUAUUUUGUAUAAAUCAGAAAAAGAUUAACCCUUUAAAUAGAUUGGUGGCGGAGUAUAUUUAGAAGGGUUAAAGACUGGGAAAUGGAUUGAAUUGCGGGAUAACUUUGAGAACUAUUCAUAAGUCACUUAAGCAGGCUAGUACAAAAAGAAUAACAAAGUUGGUAGAUGGGAUACUUGGUUUAUAGAAAAAGAUGCUCAAACAAUUAAAUUAAUUGGUGGUGGAUUCUAUACUAAUGGAGGCGAUGGCAUCAAGAUUGGAAAGUGGAUUGAGUUGAGUGAUGGAUUUUGGGAUAGAUCAUAAGUUUUUUAUACUGGAGAAUACCAAAAUGGGAAAAAAGUUGGUAGAUGGGAAAUUUCAUAUUGGAAAGAUUAUGAAGAUAAUAAUCAAAAUUAAUAACUUGGUGGUGGAUCAUAUAGCAAAGUGGGUGAUGGCUUAAAGGUUGGUAAUUGGGUUGAGCCGAGCGAAGGAUUUUAUGAGAAUUCCUAAGUUACUUAUAAUGGUGAAUAUAAAGAUGGUAAAAAAAUUGGUAGAUGGGACAUCAGGUAUAGGAAGGAUAAUAAAUUUGAAAAGAUUGCUGGUGGAUUAUAUAGUGAAACAGGUGAUGGCAUAAAGAUAGGGAAGUGGGUUGAGUUGAGUGAUGGAUUUUAUGAUCAUUCUUAAAUUACCUAUGAUGGUGAAUACAUUAAAGGAAAGAAACAUGGUCGAUGGGAUAUUAAGUAGAGGAUAUAUAAAGACAAUAUCUAAAUUGGUGGAGGAUCAUAUGAAGAAGGAAUUAAGAUUGGAAAUUGGAUUGAGUUGAGUGAUAAGUUUGAUAAUUGGAACUAAUUAAUCUAUAUUGGAGAGUAUAAAAAAGAGAAAAAGGUUGGUGUCUGGGUGUAAAAGGAUAGAAAUAAGAAUGAGAAUCACAAAGAAAUGAGAUAUGAUGAUUGA